GCCAUGUCGCCUGUGGUGUCAUCACCCUUCAGAGAUUUAUAGGAAACUAUGUCAUCCACCAUAAGGAAACUGUUUGGUGCGUUUAAUUGGAAUCAUUUCCAAAUUUUAUUUUCCAAUAUGCGAAGAACAAAACCAAGGCUUUAUGCUAUCAGAGUGAUCGGUGGAGCAACUGCAUUAACUUUUUUAUGUGUUGGUGGUUUAAGUAGAAAUUUUUAUCUAGUUCCAAGUGUGUCAGCUAAAAAAGGUAAACAUGCAACUGAAAUGAAACUAACUGCCACUGAAAAACGUUUCAUCAAGUUUGCAUCGACAGAGCAUGAUGGCCAACUUUACAUGACACCACAAGAUUUCUUAGAAUCUGUUAUACAUAGAGAACCCAGACCAAGAAUCCAUAGGAAGAUACUUUCUGAUAUGGAAAUGCAUCAUAUAAAAGAUUACACACAAACUGUGGAAAUGGGCUCAACAAGACUGUUCAGAGACAUUCAUCAACACGGCAUUAUUUCAUACGUAGAGUAUCUUUUUUUGCUGUCUAUAUUGUACAAAGCACACACGCGCUUUGAAAUCGCUUUCAACGCUUUUGACAGAGACGGAAAUGGGGUAGUGGAUCUGAACGAAUUUUGUAUAAUCGAAAAGAUUUUUAGUGAUACAUGGAAAGAAAGAAAGGAGAAGGUGAAAGUAAAAGAAAUAGAGGAUGAAGACUCUGGAGAAAUUGACGAAAAUGAAGCAUUGCAUAAGGAACAUAAUGUCGCCACAACGCUUAAGCUACAUUUCUUCGGACAGGAUGGCACAUCAGUUUUGAGCUUCGACAGUUUCAAAAAGUUCAUGAGAGAUUUGCAAACGGAAUUGUUGGAAGUAGAGUUUCUUGAAUUUUCUAGAGGUUUUGAAUUUAUAUCUGAGAUAGAAUUCAUGAGACUCAUUCUGAGGUACUCUUUCCUUGAUAUUAACGAGUUUGAUGAAUAUCUAGACGAUCUUUUGGAGAGAAUUCAGGAGCCCAUAGGCAUUACGUUCCGCGAAUUCAAGGAUUUUUGUGACUUUUUGAAUUCCCUCGACGAUUUUACUUAUGCUAUAGAUUUUUACAUGCCUGUGCGCAAAGGCAUCCACACAUUUGAUUUUCAAAGAGCAGUGAAAGUGAGCACAGGAAUUGAUUUGAGCACACAUUUAGUUCAAGCGGUAUUCGCCAUUUUUGCGUCUAAGGAUGGACUGUUGGAUUUUGAUGAUUUCAUGGACAUUGCAAGAGACAGACAGAAAAGAGUAUUUCAGACACAUAACAAAACGUAUGGCUGGGAAGGAUUUAAGGCUUGCGUGAGAGAAGAGAUGAACAAAACCAAAACUAAUCCAAGAUGGAAAGAUAAACUGAAGCACCAUAAGAAAUAAGUAUCCUGAUGACUCGUUUGGAAAGUCUAUGAUUGUCAUCGUUAUAUCCCACAAAUAAACAAAAAGUUUUCAA
Acanthoscelides obtectus is the source of this 1444-nucleotide messenger RNA. The record is from the annotation of a GenBank genome assembly. Lineage: Eukaryota; Metazoa; Arthropoda; Insecta; Coleoptera; Chrysomelidae.